Molecule: messenger RNA, 616 nt
Organism: Homalodisca vitripennis (glassy-winged sharpshooter)
Lineage: Eukaryota; Metazoa; Arthropoda; Insecta; Hemiptera; Cicadellidae
Exons: 5
Coding region: 183-575 (130 amino acids)
Source: RefSeq, a predicted model, not a curated record
GUGAAAUUUUGGAAUAUUAGUUCGAUUUGAAGAGUAAAUUUUAUGUAUAUCAUUUACAAACAUGUGCUUGUUGAACGCCUGUUGUUUCUGUAUCUUCUUAGACGUCGGAUGCAUAAUAAUCGCUACUUUACUAUUGGUAAACGUAUAAAUUACAGGCAAGUCGGCUGUUACUUGUAAUAUUGAUGCUGAACGAGCCUCAGUACAAGGAUUUAAAUGUCUUUAAAGAAGUAACAGCUGCUCACGUAUCCGUAAUUUUUUUACUACUAGGAUGCAUUAUUCCAAUAUUCCUAUGUUGCGGCGUAAUGACAGAGAAUCCUCAAUGUGUUUACUUAUUUAUAUCGAUGGAAGUGUUUCAUUUGAUAUUAUUCUCAGCAUGGGAGAUUUACUUCAUCGUUCAUUAUAUGGACGAGAAAAACAGAGAGGAACUAAAAAAAAUCAAAGACGAAGAUUACUUCUGGGUUCCACCAUUAAUUUCUAUACUGUUGGAAAUAUAUUUCCUAUGGGUUGCUUACAGCUACUACAGAGCUCUACUUGAUUACUAUUACGACUACUACCCGGCAGUGUUUUAUUAUUAACAUAAAAUACUAUUAAAUUUAUUGCAAUAAAUCAAUUGUUU